AUGGACAAAUACGCGCGUAAUUAUUUGGCUGAAGGUGUGAAGAAUAAAGAAGACAUAAUCGUGACCGUCGAUUCAGAAAUAUAUAAGAAUCUCAAUCAACAUUACAAUCGGAACAAUCACAUACAGCCACCCGAAAGGUUAGUGUCGGUGAUUCAAGAGACGUUACGUGAGUUCUUUAAUGCAAUACAAAAUGGUCGGGAUGCCGAACCGUCUUGGAAGAAGACAAUCUAUAAGAUUAUCAAUCGUAUGGAUGAUCCAAUCCCGGAAUACUUCAAGGAUCCAAAUUUUCUCGAGCGAUUAGAAGGAUGA
Messenger RNA from Anisakis simplex (herring worm), 309 nucleotides. The record is from the annotation of a GenBank genome assembly. NCBI's taxonomy places the organism in Eukaryota, Metazoa, Nematoda, Chromadorea, Rhabditida, Anisakidae.